Nothoprocta perdicaria is the source of this 1065-nucleotide messenger RNA. RefSeq names its product glycerate kinase (gene GLYCTK). Lineage: Eukaryota; Metazoa; Chordata; Aves; Tinamiformes; Tinamidae. Gene Ontology annotation, molecular function: glycerate kinase activity. Gene Ontology annotation, biological process: protein phosphorylation. The record is from RefSeq and is a predicted model, not a curated record. Gene Ontology annotation, cellular component: cytoplasm. The transcript has 6 exons. The coding region runs from base 1 to 972 and encodes 323 amino acids.
AUGUCCCUGGCGGAGCAGGGCCGCGCCGUGCCCCUCGCCGGCCGCCUCUGCCUCGCGGCCUUUGGCAAGGCCGCGCUCGGCAUGGCCGCCGCCGCCGAGGACAUCCUGGGCGAGCGGCUGGAGCGCGGCGUCGUCAGCGCGCCCGCCGGCGGCCAGGAGAGCCUGCGCCGGGCGGGAAUGCGGGACAUGCUGCUCAAGCCGGGCAGCAGGAUCGAGGUGAUGGAAGGCGCCCGGGACAACCGGCCCGACGCGGCGGCGCUGCGGGCGGCGGGCGCCAUCCGCGCGCUGGCCGAGGGGCUGGGCGCCGACGACGUGCUCCUCGUGCUCAUCUCAGGCGGCGGCUCGGCGCUGCUCCCGGCCCCGACGCCGCCCGUGCUCCUCGAGGAGAAGGAGGCGCUCACGAGGCUGCUGGCCGCCCGCGGGGCCGCCAUCCAGGAGCUCAACGCGGUGCGCAAGGCCCUGUCCGUGCUCAAGGGCGGCGGGCUGGCGCGGCUGGCGCACCCGGCGCGGGUGGUGAGCCUCAUCCUUUCCGACGUGAUCGGCGACCCCGUGGACGUCAUAGCCAGCGGGCCCACGGCGGCGAGCGCCCACGGCGCCCAGGACUGCCUCCGCAUCCUGGCCAAGUACGACCUGCUGCGCGGCCUGCCCGCCUCGGUGCAGGCGGUGCUGGGCAGCGCCGAGCCCGCCGCGCCGCACGACUACUCRCACGUCGCCAACGUGGUGGUGGGCUCCAACGCGCUGGCCUUGGCGGAGGCCAAGCCCACGGAGGCGGCGGGCGCCGUGUGCGGCGCCGGGCUGGCCGAGGAGGCGCGCGGCGAGGGACUCGACCCGCACGCCUUCCUCGGCAACAACGACUCCUACUCCUUCUUCCGGCGGCUCCGGCACGGCCGGCACCUCCUGGUGACCGGCUUGACGGGCACCAACGUCAUGGACAUCCACGUGGUCCUCGUUAGAGCCAAGGAGAGGUCCUGAGCGCUCCCUCCGCAGGCAGCUGGGACCGAGGGCAAACGGGGGCAUUAACACUGGAGACAAAUGUGAACCGCUCACAUUAGGGCUAGCUGUCGA